Phanerochaete carnosa HHB-10118-sp is the source of this 1212-nucleotide messenger RNA. RefSeq lists its product as uncharacterized. The record is from RefSeq and is a predicted model, not a curated record. Lineage: Eukaryota; Fungi; Basidiomycota; Agaricomycetes; Polyporales; Phanerochaetaceae. The transcript has 5 exons. Bases 1 to 1188 code for a protein of 395 amino acids.
AUGGACGAGAAGCGCGCCAAAACUUUGGACGCGCUUUCGACGUUCAUCAAGUCGCAGAAAGCUUUGCUUGCACGAACGCAGUCCGAUAUAGAGCGACUUACGCACCUUAGACAAGAUAUUGCUUCUACGCCCGCAGAAUCCCGCAGUUUCAGCAUUUUCAGCGAGCAGCUCCAAACUUUAGAAGGUCUACGAUUGAGCGACGAGCAGGAUAAUAUUGUGCCAGGCAUACAUCGAGAGCUUGACUGGGCCUCGUUUGCUUCGUCUGAUCCCGUGCCCAUCAGAACAUUGGGAUCAGAGCUGAAAAAUACAUGCGAACAAUGGCGAAGGCCCUCCGCAAAACAGACAUCUCCACUGUCUGCUCUGCAGAUUCUCGUUAAAACUGCGCGUAUCACGAUGGUCGACCCGAUUCUAGCCUCGCUUCCAGAGCUAUCUGAGGGCGAGGAGGAUGAGCCCAUAGACCCCGAGGAGCUCAGACGCAUCCAGGAGCGCAAGAAAAUUCAUGAACUUAAGCGGCGGCGCAUUCAUGGCGAUCCCGCCAUGCACGGACUUUCUGGCCUUGCACUGCGCCGACCAGGGAAUGAGGCCGUCUUCGUGCGGCAGGACCAGCAGGACGAAAGCGCGGAAGUCGAUAUUGGUCUCGACGAUGACGGCAAGGACACCAACAAAAGCGCGAGUAACACGACGCCGAGUUCCGCUGUUGAACCCGACAUGGACGUCGACACUCCCGCAACCUCCGUAGCGUCGCCACAGUCCACGCACUCGGGUAAAGCGCUCCCUGUCGGGAAGACCCUUGCCGCCUUCCAGGCGACUGCAAGCAGCUGCAGCCGAUGUGUGCCUACAAAAGCCUCUGCGAAUCGAGCUUCGACAAAGAACUCGACUGCCAAAACAUGUUUUUCCCCACCCGUGGACAACAGCAGUGAAACGGAGGCACCAAUACCAGAGAGGAAGACCAAGCCGAGAUCCGAGACGUACAAACAGGCGUGGUCUGUGGAAGAGCAACAUCUGCUGGAGAGGUUGUUAGAGGAGAUACCCGAUGGGGAGAAGAAUAGGUGGUUAAAGAUCUCCCAAGCGAUGAAUGGUAGGCGUACAGCCCGACAGGUCGCUAGUCGUGUACAAAAGUAUUACGAGAAACUGAAGCGUUUCGGUGUGGAUAUCAGUGUCGGUAGCACUCGAAGCAAUAACAGUUAAUAUCAGAGAAAUUCAUGGCUGAGU